AUGAAUACUUCCAAUGUACCCUGCCCUAUGACUUUUAACACUACUAAAUACUUUGCAGUCCCUCUGUACUCCAUAGUGUUGACUGCUGGCCUGCCUCUGAACAUUUUAUCACUUUUUGCCUUGGCAUCCCAGAUAAAGAGAUCGGUUGUCCUCUCGGUCUAUGUCUUGAAUCUGGUGUUAGCCAGUCUCUUGCAGACCUUAACUCUCCCUUUUUGGAUUGCCUACAUUUACCACGAUCACCGAUGGCGAUUGGGGCACGUGACCUGUGUGAUAGUUGCCAUGGUCUUCAUCACCAAUUUUUAUGCCAAGAAUAGCUUCCUGUGCCUCAUUGCCAUGGGACGCUACAUUGGUCUGGUUCACCCUCUGAAGUUCCUUGGACUGCACUCAAUGCGCGGCGCCUACAUCGUUAGCACUGCCACUUGGCUUCUGGUGGCUGCUGUGUGUGCUGUUGGCUUACGGCUACAGAUGAAUGGCUCACAUCGCCAGCAGGAGCGCUGUCUGGAUUGGUCUCAAUUAGGCACGGACUACGCACACUUCAAGAUGGCCACCCUGAGUCUCUCCUUCUUUACACCUUGCAUCCUUAUGGGAUUCUUCUAUUCUAAUGUCCUGAUUGUAAUGAGGAAGGUGGAAUCUCUGCGGCAGAGAGUGAAAAGGAAAGUAUAUGGCUUCAUCUUCCUCAUCAAUGUCUCCUUCUUUCUCCUCUGCAUUCCAUUUCAAGCAACCUCUUGGUAUGUAUAUUAUUGGGAACUGAUGCUGGAAGAGGAUGCGAUAUGUGACUUAGAGAGGAGCAGUUUCAUUUAUUCAUAUACAACCUGGUGUUUAACCACCCUAGAUAACAUCUUGAACCCCCUUCUUUACAUGCUGCUCCUCAAAGAUGCUUGGGCAGAGGUGAAAGAUCAGCUCUGCUACUGGGCUCACAGAACAAGAAGUGAAUAUGAGUUGAAAACACAAGAUCUUCCUCCACAUUCUACUACUGGCCAGACACAAGACCAACUUGAGGCAUAA
This is a messenger RNA of Euleptes europaea (tarantolino), 1005 nucleotides long. RefSeq names its product probable G-protein coupled receptor 132. The transcript has a single exon. The coding region runs from base 1 to 1005 and encodes 334 amino acids. Gene Ontology annotation, molecular function: G protein-coupled receptor activity. Gene Ontology annotation, biological process: G protein-coupled receptor signaling pathway. Gene Ontology annotation, cellular component: membrane. NCBI's taxonomy places the organism in Eukaryota, Metazoa, Chordata, Lepidosauria, Squamata, Sphaerodactylidae. The record is from RefSeq and is a predicted model, not a curated record.